This is a messenger RNA of Monodelphis domestica (gray short-tailed opossum), 2937 nucleotides long. RefSeq names its product ras homolog family member H (gene RHOH). Gene Ontology annotation, biological process: small GTPase-mediated signal transduction. The record is from RefSeq and is a predicted model, not a curated record. Gene Ontology annotation, molecular function: GTPase activity; GTP binding. Lineage: Eukaryota; Metazoa; Chordata; Mammalia; Didelphimorphia; Didelphidae.
GCCAGGAACUCUUUGUGUAGGACCUCCCUCCACCCCUGAAGUGGAGAAGAGACUCCCAUGAGCCUGUAGCAGUCUAACAAGAGUUGGGGAGAAGACUGAGGUGCUUCUACAGGAAGCAGAUUUAAGCUUAGCAACUUCCUGAUAUCUUUGGUCACUUUGAGCUGGUUUCUGCUGCCAGAAGGAUCUGAGGCUCAAACUCACUCAGCCGUUUUAGAGUGGAUCCUCUAUUAAGACAAAGUUGAUAUUUAUAUAUUUUUUUCCUUUUUUAAACAUGCAUCAGUUACAUUUUUGGUGAGCAUCGAGUGUGUGUGGGAAGGGUGUUUUCUGGAAAAAAGUUCCUCUGACACAAGGAGCUCUAGGAACAUUCAUUUUCAUCCAUGACUUUGGUAGUCCUGCAUUUUAAUGCCACAAAGAAUCUGAAUCCUCCAGCAGCUGGAAGAAGACUAGGAUCCACCGGACAUUAAGUGGGCAGUACCCACCUUAAAAAAGGGAUUUAGAAUUCCACAAAGUGGUGAGAUUAUGAAAAGAGAUCUCUCACCCUGCCUUCCCAUCCAUCCCCAAUGAAUGGCGAGUGCUCCUACAGCCUCCUGAGGCGUACGCUGCUCCAGGAUUGAUACCAUUACCUGGGAACAAGACUCAGCAAGAUGCUUAACUCCAUCAAAUGUGUGUUGGUUGGGGAUGCAGCCGUGGGGAAAACAGCCCUCUUGGUGCGCUUCACAUCAGAGACAUUCCCUGACAUGUACAAGCCCACGGUGUAUGAGAAUGCGGGGGUUGACGUCUUCAUGGAUGGUAUCCAGAUCAGUCUGGGCCUUUGGGACACAGCAGGUAAUGAUGCCUUCAAAAGCAUCCGUCCCCUCUCCUACCAGCAGGCAGAUGUGGUGCUCAUGUGCUAUUCGGUGGCCAACCAUAACUCCUUCUUGAGCCUGAGGAACAAAUGGAUUGCUGAGAUCCGGAGCAACUUGCCCUGCACCCCAGUUUUGGUGGUGGCCACACAGACUGACCAGAGGGAAAUGGGGCCCCACAGGGCCUCCUGUAUAAACGCAGUGGAUGGGAAACGGUUGGCCCAGGAGGUGAAAGCCAAGGGCUAUCUAGAGUGCUCAGCUCUUUGCAACCGAGGGGUACAGCAGGUAUUUGAAUGUGCUGUUAGGACUGCAGUUAAUCACGCUAGGAAGAGAAGUAGGAGGAAACUCUUCUCCAUUAAUGACUGCAAGAUCUUCUAAACCUUCCAGACAGACUCAAUCCCAUAAUUCAUCCCAACAGGAGACCAUUGACUAGGUUGGGGGUGAUGGGACUGGCCUUGUGCAUUCCUGUUCCAUGUGGACACUUUGUAUAGAUUGAUUUUCACUAGAAACUUUGGCCUAUGGAAGUUUUACUGAAGUACACCCUACACAUGAACCAUUUUUGAGGACUUCAUCUGAUCACCACCUAUCCAGGGGCCUUAAAUAGAUGGGGUUUUUUUCUGUACUUUAUAUCUGUUUUUAUUCUUUUAUUUAAGUAUACAAGGACUCUGGGUUUUGCUAGACUCUCUACCAUGACUUUGGAUACCAAACUGAGUUUUCCACAGAACUCCAUAUUUAAAGACUAUUUUAUUUAAAAACAAAACCAAAGGAAAAACAUUUAGCUCUUUGUAGCUCAUUUCCACAUCGUACAUUCCCCCCUUCUCCCACUUAAUCACCAACACAAACUGCUAAAAAAAAAAACAUCACCAAAAUAACUAAAUAGCUUCUUGGAGCUUAAUCUUGUGUUAGUAGUAAAAAAUUUUUAUGUCACUGGAAUUUUGUUGAAACCACUUACCAACUGUUUUUUUUUUAAACAAAACAGGUAAUUAAACUCAAAAGAGCAAUGAACUAAUUAUAACAUCUAAUUUCCCAGGCAUUUAUCUUGCUUUGAACUUGCAUAACAAAAUAUAGUUUAAUUAUCUUGAAUGCUUUCAAAAUGAUUUACAAUUUUAGAAACCAGUUAUUUGUUGAUACUUCCUUUCCUUAGUACAUUAAAAAAAAUUGUGCAUGGGGAGGCAAGGUGACUCAGUGGAUUGAGAGUCAGGCCUAGAUAUAGGAGAGACUGGGUUCAAAUAUGACCUCUGACACUUCCUAGCUAUGUGACCCUGGGAAAGUCAUUUAACCCCAAAUGUCUAGCCCUUACCACUCUUCUGCCUUGGAAUCAAUAUUGGUUCGAGGAAGGAAAGUAAGGGUUUAAAAGAAAAACUGCACAACACAAUGCCCUCUGUCAUCAAAGUGCCUUACAUAAAGUAGGUACUUAAUAAAUAUUUGUUGACUGAAUUUCCAGUUACUUAUAUAUAAUCCAACUGUGAUUAUCACAACAGUCCCAAAAGAAAAUGACUUGUUUUUGCGUUGUUUUUUUUUUCCCAGAGGAAGGGACUGUAAGGGUUUGGGACCUUACAGGAAACAGAAACCUCCCUUGAUACUUUAGUUACUGUUUAUUUUCUCCCCUUGAGUGUUUUCAGUUCCUUAUGUGCUGAAGAGCUAUUGUAGUAUUGAAAUGAAUAACAUUUAGCACAAAUGCAUUUUCAUUGCAGCUCUUUCCUUGAGCUGUCAAGAUAACAAAAGCAUGUCGAGAUAUUGAAAAAACUUUGCCUUUUCUUUUUAAUGCUCCCCUAAGUAUUGUUUUCCACCAGGUUUAAAUGUAUAGGGAUUUCAGGGAGCAUUCACAUGGAAAUGCCCCAAAUCAAUAUGGUGGCACCAGUGAGUAGGUGCAAGAAAGCCAGGGAGCAUCUGGGAUAAGCUAGCUGGGCUUCAAGACAAAGUUAUCUGGACAGAUAGCAAAUCACUAGAAAAUAAUAACAAUAACAUCCUAUCGAGUGGCUAUGGUGCUGAAAGAGUUAAUCCUGUAAGCUGAAUGUGACUAUUGUGUUGUGUUGUGAGCAACAAACUAUGAAGCUGAGUGCCUGUUUACCAACUUCUUGAAUAAAAUUUACAA